UGGUUGUCCUGUACAGUGUCGCCGGUACACUGGAGUUGUUGGGACCGAUGAGAGAAUAAAUUAUUUUGAUUACAGGAUAGAUUUUGAUUUCACUGUAGCUCGAUCAUUUCCUUAGUCCCGCGUUACGUACAAGCUCUACGAUGUCUGAGACCAAAGUAUUCACCCUCGAAGAGGUGAAGAAGCAUAACAAGCCAGACGACCUGUGGGUUGUUAUACAUGACAAGGUGUACGACCUGUCGCAGUUUUCCCAAGAGCAUCCUGGCGGAAGUACGGUUCUCGAGGAACAAAGCGGAGGUUACGCUACCGAACCAUUCGAGGAUGUUGGUCACUCAGAAGAUGCCCGGGAAAUGAUGCAGCAGUAUUAUAUUGGUGAUAUUGCUGUGGUAUGUCAGUCUCUAUUUUAUGGAAAACUCAUAUGUACUACAGAAAGACAAGGAAAACCGGCUAAAAUUUACCUCACCCUUUACAAUGAAAUCCAAAAAUGCCAGAUGUUUUUUUAUAUGCUCGAUGUAUUUCCGUUACUUAUUUUAGCUCAGUUAGCCAGUUCCUUUUACGGGAUGCGGCUAACAACUGUCCUUUGUCGCGGUAAGCGUGUCCCCAGGGAGUACCUAGAACGUCUGCGCAAUCAUCUUUGGCGAAAUCACUACUCGAAAAUGAAGGUGGAUCGCUUACGUGUACCUGAGCGCGUGAUUAAUGACCCAAACAACCCUAUUAGAAGCGCUGAGGAUAUGCUGGAGUCCACUCGCUAUGAAGACUCACUGGCUGAGGAAAUCGAACUGGGUGUUACGCCUCAAUAUGCUGCUCAAAUUCAGUUUGAGCGAAAUCGACGACUAGAUCCGUGGCGACGUCUGGCGAACGACCCUCGGCAACAUCAUUUCUCCGAAGCAUCCUUGGUUUAUUCCAAUCAGCGACGGUUCACAAAAGGUUUAGAGCAAGCAAGCAUUUUGACAAACGCUAUCGUCUUACCAGGAGUCCCACCGAGUGUGGGUAGUCUUUUGCCACAACUGGAUCGUCAUAUUUCCGCACCUGACUCAGUAGAUGAUGCCAACACCGUUGCUUGGAAAACGCAGCUUCGGGGUACUGUCGAACGGGCUAUUCUUCAUGCUCACGUCUGGCAAUCCGACGAGGACAAGUUACCCCGUCGUUUUCGAGCCAACCUGCCGAUAUGGAAACACAAAGCAGAGUUCGGAAUCCAUCCACAGCAAACAACACGAUAUCUGUUCCAGAAUCUGUUUCGGAUACUCAACCAGCAAGAGCCCUACUUAGAGCGACAGCUCCAAUUGCCCUGCCGUAGCUCAGACGUUGGUUUACCUCGUCGCUGGACAACGCGUGACCACCUGUUAGAAACCCAUUAUUAUUGGGGAAACCCUGGACGGCGCAUUGCGUUUUCAGAACACCAUGAUCUGGUUAUCUACGGCAAAGAUCGAAUACCCGCAUUCGCUUCUCAAACACAGGUACAGGACCUCUGUAGAUUUCGUUCCUUACCAACGAAAACCCUCGGACCAAUGUCUCCUUUGAUUGAUCUGCAGUCCACGUGUUAUUAUCGAGAUGACAGCACAGAUGGAUGGAUUGGAGACGUGCCAAGGGUUUUCCCGUAUCCUCACCUGAUUACGGUAAACCUCAGCUUGCCAAGCGUCUGGUCCGAUUUUUUGGAACCGGAAGCUGACCCCGUGACUCCGGAACAACGACAGGCCGGAGCUCUCAUGCAUUGUUUCGCCUCAGCUUUGGCUCAUGCCCAUAAAUCUGGUUUACCCCCUGGUCCAUUGCAGACUCCAGUUUGCCUCCAAGCUGUUUGUUCCGAUGGCGUCUAUUUCGACUUUGUCUACUUUCAACUGAACACACUGCAUUUUCCAGAUCCUUCUCAGGAGUCUCAGUCCACCAACACUGUGUUGCGCAACCUGGCUUGGAUUGAUGGGAAUCACCGACUGUUCGAUAAACAGAUUCCGAAACGUAGCUUGUUGCGGAAUACUAAAUACCGAGACCUAGAUAUCGGGGUUUUCUCACGCCUCGCCACUACUUACUUAUGGGGUUUGGUUGGAGACAGGUGUGUAAACGAGUUGGAGACACCUGAUAUCCCACAAUCCCUGACUGCUUCGGCAAGCUAGCUAGUCAGUCCUGCAUUUAUCAUUGUUCCCUUGAACACAACCACUUUACAUAUGGC
Opisthorchis viverrini is the source of this 2161-nucleotide messenger RNA. RefSeq lists its product as hypothetical. NCBI's taxonomy places the organism in Eukaryota, Metazoa, Platyhelminthes, Trematoda, Opisthorchiida, Opisthorchiidae. Gene Ontology annotation, molecular function: structural constituent of ribosome. The coding region runs from base 141 to 2105 and encodes 654 amino acids. Gene Ontology annotation, biological process: translation. The transcript has 6 exons. The record is from RefSeq and is a predicted model, not a curated record. Gene Ontology annotation, cellular component: mitochondrion; ribosome.